Molecule: messenger RNA, 6013 nt
Organism: Scomber scombrus (Atlantic mackerel)
Lineage: Eukaryota; Metazoa; Chordata; Actinopteri; Scombriformes; Scombridae
Gene: mapk6
Product: mitogen-activated protein kinase 6
Exons: 8
Coding region: 2381-4657 (758 amino acids)
Biological process (GO): intracellular signal transduction; protein phosphorylation; cell surface receptor signaling pathway
Cellular component (GO): nucleus; cytoplasm
Molecular function (GO): ATP binding; MAP kinase activity
Source: RefSeq, a predicted model, not a curated record
ACAACAACUGGUGAGAUGUCAUUUUUUAUAGAGAACAAGUGUGUGUUUUUGCAGAGAAACUUACAAGCAAAUAUUUAAAAAGAAGAGACUGGGUGAAACAUAAAAGAACAGGUGAUAUAUCUCUCUUCUCGUUAGAGCAAUGCAGGCAUGGGGCGAUGCACUUAAAUGCUCUGUUAGUGAUGUGUGUAUGCGUGUGUGUGAGAGAGAGAGAGAGAGAGGGACAGGGAAAGAGUCAUUCCACUAUCACCAGCAGAUGAACACAGGUAAACAGCGUCACACAAGGGACACUCUGUGCUCAACAAACACGACCCCUGGAUUUCAACAGUUCAGUGUUUGUCUUCUUUUUUACCUAUAGAGCACUGAAGUAAUACAGCACUAACAGUAACUGCAGUGACAGUGACAGUGAUAAACGACACUGUAAUUUCAGCUAAAUAACAUAGUCAAAUGUUUUGGGUUAAGACAGGAUGUCAGCUGUUUGUAUCACAAUGGAGGCCUGCAGCAGAGGUUGUUAUAACCCUGGCGGAGAAAGAUUGUUAGGUGAUUAAAGGGCAAAUUCAAAUGAUGCAAGAGGAAUAAUUUGCCCCAAACUCCACUAGCUGACAUUUUCUCUUUCUUCUCCAAACAGUUUAAUGUGAGGGAAUUAUCUUUUUAGCCCAACAGGUAGGCUGAGAUACCGUUCGCAGCUUUAGAUUCUGACCCCCAUUCAUUCAUCAACAGCAGAGGGCAAAGAGCAAUCAGUCUUAACACACAACUCAUCCACAAAUUGGACUCUUAAUUAUUAGUGUAGCUUGAUUUAGAAGCAAUCAGUGACUCCUAUGAAAGGGGGUUUUUUUUAUGAGGAUUUAUGUGAGAUAAUAAAUGAGCGAUAAUGUUUAAUACACUCGUGAAAGUAGUUUAGUUUUUGAGUUGUGGGAGAUGUCGGGUCUGUCAGUGGGGCAGUAGGUCUAUGGCAGUGUGCCUCUCAUAAAGAUGACACAGGCUUCAAAUCCCAAUCAGAAAACUUCUGUAAAAGAAGUCUUUGUAGGUGACCUCUGACCUUCAAGUAGUGAAAAGGAAUCAAAACUAAUGCCAUUUGUUGGACUUGCAAAACAUCAUGUGAGCAUACAAUUGGUGAAUAAAUGGCAAAUAGAUGAAAUCUAUUUUCUUUCUCUGUAAUCCUAUAGAACAGUAAGCCAAUAUUAUUACAUAACUUCCCUCUGAACAUAGCUACUGUAUUCCCUGAGACAAAAUGUCACCAUGUAAUCACCUAAAUCCCUAAAAGAGUAGUCUAUGAAAAACAUUGACUGCAUAUCUAUCAAGUCUCUCUCUCUCUCUCUCUCUCUCUCUCUCUCUCUCUCUCUCUUUGAGUCUGUCGCAUCCCAUAACAGUCCGCGUGCAGUUAUAGUCACCAUCGCAGAGCCCAUCCCGGCCUGUGAGAGGCAUCUGCAUUCUCGGGCACAUGGGUUCUCACAUGGUCUGCCUGCGGAUGCUGAUGUCGACUGCUGCGGCUGUGAUGCUGCUGCCUACCCGCCCCAUCCGCCCGUCCAUUCACAGCAUCCACACUGAGGGAGCACCGGGCGCUGCUGUAGCCUAUAGAGGAGACCAGCUGCAGUCUGAAUGAGACAAAUGGUGCCUCCAUUGACAUCACGAAUUUGUUUUGUUUGGGAUAAAUAAAGCUUCGUGGAUGUGUGAUGUGAGGCAGGGCCGCUAAAAGAGAGACACCCUGCAUGCGCAUCACGGUGCCAGAUGGACUUUCUAAAUCCGCAAGCCGCAGUUAUAGCCAAGUAAAAUGGAGGAUAGUUUCGAUUGCGACUGUGGCGAACUUGAGCCACCUGAUCAUUGAGGGUGAAAAAUUACUUUGAAGACUUAAAGGCCAGACUCAUUUCAGUUUAGUUUUAAUCAGGUGACUUUGACAGGUGAAAAUUAUACAGACGGAUAAAUAAAUACAAAAAAAAAAACAACAACAAAAAAAGUAAACACAAAAGUGCAUUUUGGCACAUUUCAUAUAUGAAGCUGCUCAGGACCAGUCAUACACUGAAUGUACCUGCACUGUGAGGAUGCAACUACUUGCUUUUAGAGUUUAAUUUAGUUCAAGUGCUUUUUUAAAUUGGCCUCAACAUCCAUUCCAUUGAAGUCUAUAAACACUAGUUUACCAACAGUUUUCUCUCCUUACUCAACAUGGAAAGAAAGUUUGACUACACAACAGAGCCCUGCAUCUGACAGUGACAGCUCGAUAGGGGUCGGCAGGGAGGGGGGAUUUGGUAGUCAUCUGUACAGGGGUCAGUUAGCUCAGUGUCCGAUAGCUUAUCUAUCAGAUCAAUUCUGUUGUCGUAAGCGUUGGACCUGAACAAGCGAGAGACCAAACAUUUUAAGCUUGGUGUCAAAGCCAAAAGCAGUCAUCAUGGCAGAGAAGUUUGAGUCAUUGAUGAACAUCCAUGGCUUCGACCUGGGUUCUCGCUACAUGGACUUGAAGCCUCUGGGCUACGGAGGAAACGGCCUGGUGUUCUCCGCGGUUGACACAGACUGUGACAAGCGUGUAGCUGUGAAGAAAAUUAUCUUGACCGAUCCCCAGAGUGUGAAGCACGCCCUGCGGGAAAUCAAGAUUAUCAGACGCCUUGAUCAUGACAACAUAGUCAAGGUGUUUGAGACAUUGGGCCCCAAUGGUCGCAGGCUAACCGAGGACGUGGUGUCCCUGACAGAGGUGAAUUCGGUCUACAUUGUGCAAGAGUACAUGGAGACUGACCUCUGUCAGCUGCUGGAGAGAGGCCUUCUGUCUGAGGGCCACGCCAGGCUCUUUAUGUACCAGCUCCUCAGGGGCCUCAAGUACAUCCACUCCGCUAAUGUGCUGCACCGGGACCUCAAGCCGGCUAACCUGUUUGUCAACACAGAGGACCUGGUACUGAAGAUCGGGGAUUUUGGUCUAGCCCGCAUCAUGGACCCCCAUUACUCUCACAAGGGCCAUCUCUCUGAAGGUUUGGUCACCAAGUGGUACAGAUCUCCUCGCCUGCUGCUCUCUCCAAACAACUACACCAAAGCCAUCGACAUGUGGGCCGCCGGCUGCAUCUUUGCUGAGAUGCUCACAGGGAAAACCCUGUUUGCAGGGGCCCACGAACUGGAGCAGAUGCAGCUGAUCCUGGAGUCCAUCCCCGUACUGCGAGAGGAAGACCGGCAGGAACUCCACAGCGUAAUCCCCGUCUUCAUUCGCAACGACAUGUCCAAGCCUCACACACCGCUUGCUAAGCUGCUGCCUGAAGUCAGUCCUCAGGCCCUGGAUUUCCUGGAGAAGAUUCUGACCUUUAACCCCAUGGAUCGUUUGACUGCGGAGGAGGCCCUGGCUCACCCCUAUAUGGCUGACUACUCCUUCCCCCUGGACGAACCUGUCUCUCUGCACCCCUUCCAUAUCGAGGACGAAGUAGAUGAUAUCCUGCUCAUGGACCAGAGCCACAGUCACACUUGGGACAGGUAUCAUGAGAGCCAGCUGUCAGAGGCAGACUGGCACUUGCACAGCACCCAUGACCCAGAUGAAGUUCAGGUGGACCCGAGGGCCCUCUCCGAUGUAACAGAUGAGGAAGAAGUUCAGGUGGAUCCUCGUAAAUAUGCUGAUGGAGAUCGGGAAAAGUUCCUGGAUGAGCCGUCCUUCGACUACUCCACUCUGUUCCCGCCAGAGCGAUCCUGGCAGGAGGACCAUCACGAGAAUAAAUACUGUGACCUGCAGUGUAGCCACACCUGUAACUACAAGGCCGUGUCCCCCUCCUACCUGGACAACCUCAUCUGGAGGGACAGCGAGGUCAACCACUACUACGAACCCAAGCUCAUCAUCGACCUCUCCAACUGGAAGGAGCAGCAGAGCAAGGAGAAGGCUGACCGUAAGGCCAAGAGCAAGUGCGAGAAGAAUGGGCUGGUGAAGGCACAGAUCGCACUGAAGGAGGCCGAGAAUACCCAGAGUCCAGUGGAGAAGGACCGAGAGCAGGAGAAACAUCAGACACAGCCCCAAAGCCAGCAGAACCAAGGCUUUGACUUUGACUCCUUCAUCGCCAGUACAAUUAAACUGAGCCUGCAGCCGGAGCCGUGUCAGGAGGCGGCCCUGCUGAGCGAGGUUGGCCUGCUGAACGAGCUCAACUCUUCUGUCUCCCAGCUGGACGCUUCCCGCUCAGGCUCCAUGUCCAAGUCCAUAAGUCAGGAGAAAGAGGAGAAGUGCCUGGUUAACCUUGCCCAGUUAGGCAGCGGAGGAGUGCUGGGAGUCAGCAGCGACGGCGCCUGGCCCGCUCACCCCUGGGAGAGCUUCGGCUCCGGGGAGAGAGCCAGCGAGAACGGCUGUUUGAUAGACGAAGCAUGCUGGGAUAUUCGCAAAGAGGACCACUUCCAGAAGGAGAGCACUUACACCAGCUACCUGGACCGCCUGUUCAGUCGGAAGGAAGAAGGGGUCGGAGAGACCGUGGCCAGUCCGGAGAUGGAGCCCUCAGAGGGGAGGGAGAGAGAGUUGGACGAGAGCUUCCUCGGCAGAAGCACAGAGAUAGUGUUCAAUAUGCAGCUGGACUCUCUGGCCCUGCCCGGCUUUGACAGCACCGAUGACUUGCCUCUAAAAUCCAUCCAGGCGUCCCUCACCCCCUGCGCUGUCAAAUGCUCCCCACAGAUUGCCCACAAAACAUACAGCAGCAUCUUCAAGCAUCUUAAUUAAAGAAAUAUAUAUCCUCCCUCACAGUGCAAAAUCUAGACAGAUUUGUUUUUAUGUUGUUUUUUUAAUAAUAUGGUAUAUUAUUGUACUUGAAUCAUUUCAUACCUUUUUUUAUUACAGUUACUUUAAAAAAUGUUUUUUUGUUUUUUUAAGAGUUGAGAUGGGUGAUUUAUUAUAUUUAAGGAGUUUUGGUCAUCACUCUGAGCCUUGAUCACCAGGCCUUCAUGGGUUAAUGUCUACGCCCUCAUUGCUAAACUGGCAUGUCAUGCACACACUUAUGUACUGUAGAUGAACAGAGAGUGGGAGAGAAGUCGAUAGAAGAAAGAUGGAUGGGCGGAAAGCGUUAAAAAGAGGAUGUUUGGCUGUUGGGUGCGACAUGAAGAAGGAUGGUAGACGAUAACAUGGCUUUUAAAGUGCUUUCAAACAGCCUCUCCUGGGACGGGAUACACAAGGAAAAAAGGGGGGGAUGGGUUGUCUUGUUUUUGUUUUCUUUCUUUUCCGAUUAUGACUUUAUAACAUUUUUUUCCCAAAAGAAAGCUUCCUUUAUAACCCUUUCAUACUGUAAAUCUGACACAUGAUGCCAGCAGCAACCAUUAUCGUAGGCGUUAAUGUAAAUGUGUUAUCUACCUCAAGGUAACAGCCGCGAGAGACACUCGAAGCCGCACUAGUGCUUUACACACAUGACCAUCCUCAUACCAUGAAAUGAAGUGGUCGCGUAGAUGAAAUCUGUCUCACUUUAGCAUUUAACAUAGUAAGGUGUUUCAGUAAUCAUUAUUUAUUUCUAGCAGAUGUGCGAUAUUUAUUUUAUCAAAAAAAUGUGUUAUUUCAAUGUGAUUGUUGAAGAUCGAGGAGUUGGACAGACUUCCAUUUUCCUUUCGGCACUAUAUGGGCGUGUAAGUGUUCCUUUUGUUUUUAUGGUAGGAUGCAAAAUUCAUCUGUUUGUUCUAAAAAGAAGUUGAGGCUUUCCAUUUUUCCAUCAAUAUUGUCCUAAUGGAUAUCAUUCUUUUUGUUAUUUUUAUUUAUAGGUGCAUUCUGUCUUUAGUGGAAAAAAACUGCUUUAUGGUUUAAAGAAGCACCUAAAAGUCUUAAUUUUUUAUCUAAAUGUAAUGUAAAAAAAAUUGCGUGCAUGGAGGUAAGAGAAAGGUACAUUAAAAGUAAAGUUAAUGGUGAGUAUAAUGUACGUCAGUUUUAAUUGUACGUUUUUUGUUAAAUUUAUAUGUACUUUUUCCAGGCAAGCAUGACGAAUUAGGUUAAGGUGUAGCAUGUAGAACACAUAUGAACUUUUUUUUUUUUUUUUUUUUGUAAUCAUUGGUUCCCCUGUUCUACAAAAUAUCUCAAAAUAAAAUUACUGGCAAAGAG